This is a messenger RNA of Lucilia sericata (common green bottle fly), 1850 nucleotides long. Its product is annotated as putative zinc finger protein 286B. Gene Ontology annotation, molecular function: DNA-binding transcription factor activity, RNA polymerase II-specific; zinc ion binding; RNA polymerase II transcription regulatory region sequence-specific DNA binding. Bases 72 to 1118 code for a protein of 348 amino acids. Gene Ontology annotation, biological process: regulation of transcription by RNA polymerase II. The record is from RefSeq and is a predicted model, not a curated record. The transcript has 2 exons. NCBI's taxonomy places the organism in Eukaryota, Metazoa, Arthropoda, Insecta, Diptera, Calliphoridae. Gene Ontology annotation, cellular component: nucleus.
GGUUGCAAUCACACAGUAAUAUUUACAAGCAAAUUUUUAUAGUGAACAGAUCGGACCAGGUAAUUAUCAAAAUGAAUUCCAUAGACUACUCAAUGAAUUCCAAAGUCAUUGACAAAGUUUCACCUGAAACUAUGCAAAAUUUGUGUCGAACAUGUCUUAAGGAAUUAAACCAAAAACAAAAGUCUAAAAUACUUAGCUUAAGUGCGCAAAUACGGCAGUGGCUGGAAGAUGUUAACAUAGAGAAUUCCGACGCUUAUGAUUUCUACCCAAAUAGUAUCUGUUUGACUUGUAGAAAUAAACUUAAUAAAUUUUGGGAAUUUCAAGAAAUGUUUAGACAAUCAACCAAAACUUUACAACAAAUAUUGGCAAGAGGUGACUUCAAAUUUUAUGAAGAAAAUACUAUAAAGGUGGAGGAUCCUGGUUAUCAAAAGAAUAUUGAAACUGAAGUGAAAACGGAGUCUACUUUAGACAUUACAGAUAUGGAAGAGCCUUUAAUAAGUUGUGAAAGUUUAAAGAGCAUAGAAGAAAGUAAUGAUUUAGAAGAUAACUCGAAUAUUGAAGAUUAUUAUGAGAAAUCUGAUGACCAAAGUGAUUUUGGGAGUAGUCACUCAACUAAAAAUUAUUCAGAAGUGACCAAGGUAAAAAGACAAAAGUAUAAAUAUAUAUUUCGUUGUAAAGAGUGCGAAUGUUUAUGUAUGAGCCAGCAAACUCUGGACAUUCAUAUGCGUAUCCACUAUGGUUUAAAACCAUAUAAGUGCCCUAAAUGUGAAGAGUCUUUUGACAAAUCUACGUUCAUGCUUAAACACCUCUAUGAACUACACAAUGAAACAAAAUUAAACAUCAUUUGCGAAUAUAAGGAAUGCGGUAAUCAAUUUUCAAGUUACCGCAGCUAUAAGAAUCACUAUAGAGAGUUUCACAUAUCGCAGCAAACGUCUAAACGCCACGUUUGUGAAGAAUGUGGCAAAACCUACGCGAAAAUGCAAAUCUUUAAGGAACAUCUAUAUACUCACGGACCCAAAGAACUCUAUCCGUUUCAAUGUGCCGAAUGUGAUAAGGCGUUUGCUAAACAAACAGCCUUCGAUGAACAUAAAUUUCGAGUGCCCACAUUGCGGAGCUAAAAAAACGACUAAAAAAGAAUUAAGAAAUCACAUGAACUAUCAUUCCAAGGAACGACCAUAUCCCUGCCCUCACUGCUCCAUGAUAUUUUAUAGAUCAACCAAUCGUCGUGUUGAUAUUAAUGUUGUACAUCAGGGUAUAAGACGAUUUUCUUGCCAUUAUUGCGAUAAAACAUUUGGCAAGGGUGACAAUUUGAAAAAACACGAAUUGCUGCAUACUGGAGAAAAACCACAUGAAUGUACGAAGUGUGGUAAAGCAUUUGUACAAAAGGUUUCAUUAAUAUUGCACAUGAAAACACAUAACAAAUAGGUUUGGAUUUCGAGAUAUUAAACUUUAAAUGGCAAAAUCGGAAAAACUUGAGAUAAAUAUUGACAUUGCGUGAUAUGUUUCCGGACAGAAAUGCCAGUCGAAUGCCUUAUAAUAGGUACUGAAAAUGAUAUCUCAUUUAAAAUAUUAUGCAUGUUUAAAGUAAAGAAAUAAAAAAAAACUCAACUAUUUUGUAUAGAUUUAUUUUAUAAAUAUUACAUUAUUACAUUACAUUAUAUGACUUUAAAACCCCAUUUGCCAUACAUUUAAGUCAUUCUAAUAAGCACAUAUCCCUACCACAAUGUUCCAUUCCGAUCGAAAGUUUAAUUUAUUCAGAAUUCUGAAUAAAUGAAAUUUUAUUAUGUAAUUUGUUUUAUUUAAAAUAUUUACCAAUAACUUAAUUUUUCUUUUAAUAUAUAAAACUUAAA